UCUGAAGGUUCCACUGUUCUAGAUGCCCUGACGCCAGCAUCCAGCCCGUCCUCCGUUGUUUACGGGGUGGCAGCGGGACAAGAGGAUUUCUCAUCGUCCUCCUCAUCGCUCAAUCUGGAGUGUCGGGUCUGUGCUGACCGAGCCUCGGGCUAUCACUACGGAGUCCACGCCUGCGAGGGCUGCAAGGUGAGGCGGAAUUACACACAUGAAUCACACAGCCAAACAAAGGAUUCUGUGUUUGUAUUUGACGUUAGACAUUGAUGAAAACCAGCCAAAUGUUGGGUUUAGGGACUAUUGGACUUAGUGUGGUUCAAAAUUAUUAUUGUGAAGAUUGAAUCUUUGGGUCAGUCAUCGUACAUGCAUCUGCCUUAACCUGUGCCUUUUAUCUCCUACUGUGUAUUACUUACAUUACAUGUUACUUGUUAGACGCUUUUAUUCAAUACUGUGGACAAUCCCCACAGGAGCAAUUUGGGGUGAAGUGUCUUGCCCAGGGACACAAUGACAUGCUGACUGCAGUGGGGUUUGAACGUGUGCUCCCCUGAUCCGAACACCAACGCACGAUUCCACUGCGCCACACGCCUCCCUUACUAAUACUUUCCCUCCUUUGGUCAAUAUUUCUGUCAAUAUCCAUCAAUCGCUUCCUCCUAAAGUCACCCAAACUCAAGCACAGACAAUUUCAAGACACUGAAGAGAGUAGGACAUGUCAGACCAGAAAUCCAGAGGCACUGUGUCUUGUGACUGAUGAUAACCCCUAAAGAACCACCAGGCUUGACCUUUACACGAGGUCGCUCAAUAAUCUUUCAGUUAAUUGUUUACUAGCCAUGUUGAAGAACAACCCAAGGUUGUUUUUUAAGAGGCAGCGAAGGACAAAUAUAGUCUAACUUGAGGUGUGUGUGCAUGUAAACAGCUGUAAAACAAUAGGUUAUCACAAAAGUCAAGGUAAAGUUGUUCAGCUGAUUCUACUUUAAGGAAGGAGUCAUUUAAAGUGACCUAUGUAGUACCAAAUGGUUAUUGUAACGCAGCUUCUGCAGAGAUCUGCAUAUCUGUAUGCAGCCUUAUCACAUUUAAAAGGCUACUACAGAAUUGCACCACUCUUCCUUUUGUUAUUGUUUUUAAGCCUCUAUGCCAAUGUUGACAGAGAUGUUAGAGAAAUGGCAGGUGAUGGAGGGAGAGAGGAAAGAACAUGCGAUAUAGAGUUGUCUGUAGUAGGGAAAAUGUAAUCACAGCUAAUGGUAUUUACUCUAUGAUUCAGGCCACUGUGAUGUCCCAAAGCAACCUUUUGUAUGCCAGGAUUGUGUCCUCUCAAGCCCUCAGUAUCCCGUAAUUACAUUACAUGUCACUUGUUAGACACUUUUAUCCAAAGCGACUUACAUACUCAAUGCUGUGGGUAAUCCCCACAGGAGCAAUUUGGGGUCAAGUGUCUUGCCCAGGGACACAACGACAUGCUGACUGCAGCGGGGUUUGAACCUGUGACCUGCUAAUCUGAACAACGCACAACCCACUACACCACACGCCCCUAAUAUGCUGCUGGGCCUUGAAUUCUAGUUUUCGGCUGGUUGUUUACAACUCCUGAAGUUGAAAACAUAUCUGAUGACCUUGACACCAUGACAACACCUGCAUUUACUAAGGGGUUUUGAUUUGUGUGAGAAAAUUACAGAUUAUUGGCACAAACUGAUCCUUUUGAUGAACUCUGAUAACUUGGUUAUAUUUUUUUACUAUAUCAAAACAAAAGCAACAUCAUAGGUAUAGAGAAAAAACAUCAACAUGUUUGUUGUAAAUGAAACAUGAGUUACUAUAAAAAACAGCUAACCUGCUUCUUUUAACAUCUUACAUUAUUACUCUUAUUAGGUCUGAUGCAGACCCAACCAACUUCAAAACACUUCAAACAAUGUGACAGGUGUUGGAACCGUAAUAGGAGGAGGCUGACCUCUGUGUUGUUAAUACACCGAUCCUUCAUGACAGAGGACACAAGCCGUGUCGGCAGGACACCCAUUUGGCCUGAUCUUCAUGUCACUCUUGUUUUAUGAGUGUAUAUGUGUCUGUGCACGUGAGGUUGGAGGUCAGUGGGUGAGAUUCACUCAGAGUUGCUUAAUAUGUGAUCACAGGGUUUAAGCGAGCCCCACCAACAGCGCUGUGUCCCAUUACCACAUGGGUAAUCUUGAUGUUUUAUGAGCAUUUUUCUUCAUACUGUGUGAGUGUGUGGGUAUUUAGCACCCUGGGUGAUACUUUGGAUACAAUUGCAAAUGAGUAUGAAUAAAUAUGUUAUUAAGCAAUUCCUCAGACCAUUUUCUACCCUCUAGCCAACUGCACACAUGCCACUACAGUAAGUCCAUCUGUUCCUCACCAACGUUUAAUAUUUCUUUUUUUCAAGGUUGUGUAAGUGUGGCCAAACUGAUGGUGAAACUCUGUGUCUGAUAUUGUCAUAUUGAUACGGAAAUAAGAAAACUCCUUUGAACUGGUUUCAAAACAGCAGCGGUUAUUAAAAGGCAAUUUACUUGUCCGUGUUAUAUUUAAGGUUGUAUUAGCUUUCUUUUCAAACAAUUUGUCACUUAUUGUCUGACUAAUCUGGUCUGUGGUGUUCAUGUCUCAUUUGGGCAUAUGGAAAUGAUUGUAUCGAAUUACAUUUUUGCUCCAUGUGUCCAAUUUAAAAAAAAAAAAAAAAAAAAAAGGUUUUCCCCUCAUUCCUUCAGGGUUUUUUUCGGCGGACCAUCCGUCUGAAGCUGGAGUAUGACAAGUGUGAGCGCCGCUGCAAAAUCCAAAAGAAGAACCGCAACAAGUGCCAAUACUGCCGCUUCCAGAAGUGCCUGUCGGUGGGCAUGUCCCACAACGCCAUCCGUUUCGGUCGGAUGCCGCAGUCAGAGAAGCUCAAGCUGAAAGCGGAGAUGGUGACGGGGGACCGGGAGGUGCAGGACCCUCAGGUAGCCGACCAGAAGACCCUGGCCCGGCAGAUCUACGAGGCCUACCUCAAGAACUUCAACAUGAACAAGGCCAAGGCUCGAACAAUUCUCACGGGCAAGACCAGCACCCCUCCUUUUGUCAUCCAUGACAUGGAGACCCUGCAGUUGGCAGAGCAGACGCUGGUGGCAAAGAUGGUGGGCUCAGCGGGACCCCUGAAGGACAGGGAGGCAGAAGUUCGGAUUUUCCACUGCUGCCAGUGCACCUCGGUAGAAACCGUCACCGAGCUCACAGAGUUUGCAAAGUCCGUCCCCGGGUUCUCGAGCCUGGACCUCAACGAUCAGGUGACUCUUUUGAAAUAUGGAGUGUACGAGGCCCUCUUCGCCAUGCUCGCCUCCAGCAUGAACAAGGAUGGGCUCCUGGUGGCGUACGGCUCAGGCUUCAUCACCCGGGAAUUCCUCAAGAGCUUGCGGCGGCCCUUCAGUGACAUGAUGGAGCCAAAGUUCCAGUUUGCAAUGAAGUUUAACGCCAUGGAGCUGGACGACAGUGACCUGGCUCUGUUUGUGGCUGCCAUCAUCUGCUGUGGAGACCGCCCAGGCCUGGUGAACGUGACGCACAUCGAGCGGAUGCAGGAGAGCAUUGUGCAGGUGCUUCAGCUCCAUCUGCUGGCCAAUCACCCCGACGAUACUUUCCUCUUCCCCAAGAUGCUGCAGAAACUGGCCGACCUCCGGCAGCUGGUCACUGAGCACGCUCAGCUGGUACAAGAGAUUAAAAAGACAGAGGACACGUCCCUGCACCCGCUCCUGCAGGAGAUCUACAGAGACAUGUACUGAGGGGUUGUGGAGGAAGAAUAACCAGGAGAGGCACUCUACAAAUCAUCUCCUUUUUUUCAGGGACAGAAGAAGAAGAGUCCUCCAUAAGCCAGGUUGAACCACUUAAACCCCCAUAAUGCAGCAGGAGUAACCUUUGGAUUCAAGACGCUGAUUACAUUACAUGUUACUUGUUAGAGGCUUUUAUCCAAAGUGACUUACCUACUCAAUACUGUGGGCAAUCCCCGCAGGAGCCAUUUGGGGUGAAAUGUCUUGCCCAGGGACACAACGACAUGCUGACUGCAGUGGGGUUUGAACCUGUGCUCCGAACACCAACGCACUGCGCCACACGCCUCCCACUGAUGAUUCUCUUUGUUUGACAAAGUGCUCCUCGCUCCAUUGUGUGGCGCUUCAUUAGCAGAGAAGAUGUGAUGUACAGCUGAUUGAGCCCCUAUCUAGAAACCAGUGUAUGCCAUCUCUGACCAAACCCUCAAUGCUGAUUUGAAGUAUUUGAGGUGAUCUCCUUGGUUAUCCCAAUCCUAAACCCUUAACAAAGCCCUAUAAUGAGGAAAGAAAGUGAACUUGAUAGUCACCACUCCAGCAGUAUGCUUGAAAUCAGAUUUGUAUACUGAUGUCAAAGAGCCAUAUACCUUCACAGCUAACAACACCCAAAUGACCUUAUUGGGCAGCAACACUAAGGCAGUAUCAACACAGUGUUCAAGCAAGGCAGCUUCUGCCAAAUCGGAUGUCAAUAAAGGUUGGUGAUGGUUAUCCAUGCACCUGCCCCCCACCAUUACUCUUCACCUGUUUUAUACCCAGAUACACACAUGUGAUGCUCCUGAAAAUAAGCAUGUAUUUGUACUGUAAGCCAUACUGUGUUUGUAAUGAUACUGGAAAUGUUUUGGAAAUGCAUAUUCUUUUCACUUCCUCACAAGACUUGGUUUGGAACUUCAUGACAUAUUACUCAAAAUCCAGGCAAACUUAUUUUUACACUUCAGAUUAAGACAGCUAGUUAUUUUUAAGAAAUGUUGAAGUGUCUUCGAUAAUUCAACAUGGCACUAUUUUAUACCAGACCUCUGAUAAAUGCCUUUCUUACAAAACACAUGCACAGACAUUUGGCAUUGUUUUGUCUCCUGGUAUUCAAGGGCUAACACCACGAUAAACUGGGUUACAAUCUUAGAACUGGCCAAAGAAACCACCUAAAAACAGAUUUCAUAUAAAUGUAUUCAUCUGAUUUUUUAUUUCUGAAGCAGUAAAGCCCCGUCCAUCAUUAAUAAUCGUAUUGUUUUGUUUCUCUACUUCUCAUUGUAGUCUUUCUGCCUUUCACUGGCUGUGUUUGGUCCUCAUAACAUGCAGUUGGUUAGGAUGCACAUGUUCUAUAUUAUUGCAAAGAAAAAGCACUAUACCUUUUUAAUUGAAAGGUUUUGUUUAGCUCAUGCAGUUUCUCUGGCAAACUGUAGGCAAGACAAACACAGGCAUGUUGCCAUCUGCACUUAUUCAAUUAUGUAAGUAAGAUAAAUGGCUUGAAGAUUAGACUUUCUUUUAGCAACACAGGUGAUUGGUGAAGGAUGAAGACCAAAUACAUUUCCAGAAGAUGUUUUUUCUCUGGCGAUGGCGAUAACGGUGCAUGUGAAGAGGCCAAUCCUUUAUGUUGUUGAAAUAUUGCCUUCGCUACAUGCUACAUAAAGACCUACAGUAAUAUAUAAAUGUAAAUCUUAUCUAAACAAAAUCUACUAAAAUCAUGAAAUUAUUGAAAUUCAAUCACCAGAAAUGGACCGUGUGCUUAUAAUUACAUCACAUUGUAUAAACAGAGUGUAUUGUACAUAGCCGAAAUGUUGUGCUCUCCCUGACUCAUACAAGGUACUAAUGAUGAUCAACUUUUGUAUUCCUCCGUUUGGUAAAUACUUUUAAAUGUUUGAAAUUUUACAGUUAAUGUAGUUAUGUACUGUAUGUUUUUUUUGCUUAAAUGCCACAUACUUGUGUUUUAAUUGAAUUGGAUCAUAUUUUUAUACUAAAGUAUAUAUGUAUGACUAAAUCAGAUAAUUAUGUAUUUGACGAUUGACGAGUGCAGUGUAGAUAGACUUAAAGGUAACAGGGCAACUGGUAAUCUGAGUAUACAUAGAUCUGAAUCCCGUUGGGGACAUUCCUUUUGUUAAUUGCUAUUUUUAGAUAUAGAAAACCAUCAAAGCUGCAGUAUGCAUUCAGUUCAUUUCAACUGUAUUUCAUUUAUUUGUUGAAUUAAGCUCUUAUGAUUUGAAGUGAAAGCAUACGUGGGCUGUGCAGGGCUGUAAUAGCUCACAGCAGUGGAUUCAAACUUGACCUCCAUGACCUUUUAUCAUUUGAAAAAUCAAACUACAGCCCAGCACUGAUCAGACAGUAUUGGUCUCCUCUUUUUAUACUGUGUUCUCAGGUUGCAAACUCUCAUGUGUAAUAUAUAUUCACAGAAAGUUAUCAUCAGAAAUCCUCCAUAGUUGCCUCCUGUUGUUGAACAAACCAUCUAUUUGUUUUAACACAUCACAUCUCUGUGGAUAGAGAAUGCAGUCAUAGUUUGCAACACAUCACUGUUUAAUAAUCCUGUUUUUGUCCCACUUUUUGUCUGACUUUCCUCUCCUCCCUCGCUGCUAUAUUCUAUUAACUCACCAAACAUUUCUAAUGCCAUGAGUAGAUUACUGACUUUUAAACUGCCUCUACUUACUUCGUAUACCUUCUCACAGAAUGUCAGUCCCAUAUGCAGAAUUUAUUCAAUGCAGCUCGGUUUUUUUCCCUCGCAAGAUUUUCGGGAAUUGUAGUUCCCAGUAACACAUUGGGAUAAACCACAAACACUCUGUGCCUUAGCGUGUGCCAAUGCCAUGAAACACUAGAGAUUCAGAUAACACACACACUUUUACAGUGUUUAUGUCAUCAGCUACAUGUAGAAUGAAUGCUUGGAACACAAUAGAGCCACGCAGACAGGAAAUUGUCACAGGAGAUUAAGGAAAAUAUCCUACACAACUUCAUUACAGUACAAAAAAAGGAGAAAAGCAAAAUGGUUGAAACGCUAGAGCCCUAGAGGAAAAGUCGUGUAAAUAUUGAUGUCUGCUUUCCCUUAGGAAUGUUUAUUUUGUGUUGAAUUGACAAGGGACUUUUUUACUUGUAUCAGGGAAACAGUCUUCCUUUGUUGAACUAGCACAGGACAUAGAAAGAAACUGUUCUUCCUUCUCUAUCUUUCUGAAAGGAGAUCUUAGUGCUCCGCCUUACAGCACACAAACAAAAAACCCCAACAAAUAUUGAUUGAUAAUGAAAUGACCGUUAAUUUUACUUUCAAAACCUGACAGAACAAUUUACCAGAGGGCAGCAGUCAUAGGAAUUAGGUUUUUGAUUUUUUUUCCCUUCCUGGAUUUAAUGGAGUUUGUUUUUGUGGCUAUAGUGUCAUGCAAAGAGACAACAGAGAGUGUCUUUGGAUGUGUUGUUAAUGUGUAAUGUGGCUUGGUAAAAAUGCUGUAAAUGUUUGAUGAAUGUAUAUCUAGUCAUUUAAAUAAUGGAACAAGUUGACAUUGAAUGGAUUUUAAAAUAAAAUUAUUUUUAAAUCCAC
This is a messenger RNA of Gymnodraco acuticeps, 7275 nucleotides long. It is a transcript of the gene pparab, whose product is annotated as peroxisome proliferator-activated receptor alpha b. Gene Ontology annotation, biological process: negative regulation of transcription by RNA polymerase II; positive regulation of transcription by RNA polymerase II; regulation of lipid metabolic process. Bases 2817 to 3728 code for a protein of 303 amino acids. The transcript is spliced from 6 exons. Lineage: Eukaryota; Metazoa; Chordata; Actinopteri; Perciformes; Bathydraconidae. Gene Ontology annotation, cellular component: nucleus. The record is from RefSeq and is a predicted model, not a curated record. Gene Ontology annotation, molecular function: RNA polymerase II cis-regulatory region sequence-specific DNA binding; zinc ion binding; nuclear receptor activity.